GCUCCCGGAGUAGUUAGAGCCAGCGAAGUGCGGGCGGCGAUGAGAGCCAAAGUUGCGCUCCGUUCGGCGUUGGGGGCUUGAGGCGGCUCGUUGCUCUGCCAGUCUGGGCCCCCUUUAGCCUCAACUCGCACCAGCGGAUCCCGCCCGCUCGCCCGCCCGGCCCGGCGCCCACCUGCGCCCCCUGCCCGCGGCCCGUCGCCCGCGCCUCGCGAGCCGGGGUCCCCGUCACUUUGGCCCGGCCCCGGGCCCCGCCGAUGCCGGCCAUGGUGGAGAAGGGCCCCGAGGUCUCAGGGAAGAGGCGAGGGAACACGGCAUCCGCCGCAGCCUCGGCCGCUGCCGCCUCGGCCGCCUCGGCCGCCGCCUCAGCCGCCGCCUCGGCCGGCACCGCCUCCGCCUCGGCCGCCGCCACCGCCUCGGCCGCCGCCGCCCCCAAUAAUGGCCAGAAUAAAAGUUUGGCGGCGGCGGCUCCCAACGGGAACAGCGGCAGCAACUCUUGGGAGGAAGGCAGCUCGGGCUCGUCCAGCGACGAGGAGCACGGUGGCGGUGGCAUGCGGGUGGGACCCCAGUACCAAGCCGCGGUGCCCGACUUCGACCCUGCCAAACUGGCAAGGCGCAGUCAAGAACGAGACAAUCUUGGCAUGUUGGUCUGGUCACCUAAUCAGAGUCUUUCUGAAGCAAAACUGGACGAGUACAUCGCUAUUGCCAAAGAGAAGCACGGGUACAACAUGGAGCAGGCUCUUGGGAUGCUCUUUUGGCAUAAGCAUAACAUCGAGAAAUCACUGGCCGACUUGCCCAACUUCACCCCCUUUCCCGAUGAGUGGACGGUAGAAGACAAAGUCUUAUUUGAGCAAGCCUUUAGUUUCCACGGGAAGACUUUUCAUAGAAUCCAGCAAAUGCUUCCCGAUAAAUCCAUAGCCAGCUUGGUGAAGUUUUACUACUCUUGGAAGAAAACCAGAACUAAAACCAGUGUGAUGGACCGUCACGCUCGGAAACAAAAGCGUGAGCGAGAAGAAAGUGAGGACGAACUGGAAGAAACAAACGGCAGUAAUCCCGUCGACAUCGACAUUGACCCAAACAGAGAAAGCAAAAAGGAGGUACCCCCUACUGAGACAGUUCCUCAGGUCAAAAAAGAAAAACAUAGCACACAAGCUAAAAAUAGAGCAAAGAGGAAACCUCCAAAAGGCAUGUUUCUUUCCCAAGAAGACGUGGAGGCUGUGUCUGCUAACGCUACUGCUGCGACCACGGUGCUGAGACAGCUGGACAUGGAGCUGGUCUCCAUCAAACGGCAGAUUCAGAACAUGAAGCAGACAAACAGCGCUCUUAAGGAAAAGCUCGCUGGUGGGAUAGAGCCUUAUCGACUUCCGGAGGUUAUUCAGAAAUGUAACGCACGCUGGACGACAGAAGAGCAGCUUCUCGCCGUACAAGCCAUUAGGAAAUACGGGCGGGAUUUUCAGGCAAUCUCAGAUGUGAUCGGGAACAAGUCAGUUGUUCAGGUGAAAAACUUUUUUGUGAAUUACCGGCGCCGCUUCAGCAUAGAUGAAGUUUUACAGGAGUGGGAAGCCGAGCAUGGCAAAGAGGAGGCCAACGGGCCCACCAACCAGAAGCCUGCCAAGUCCCCGGAAAGCUCCGUCAAGAUCCAGGAGGAGGAAGAUGAGGCUGCUUCUGUCCUCGACGUAAGAUAUGCAUCUGCCUCAUGAAAACUAUGGGUAGCUUUGAACACUUGGUAUGGACGACACGUUAUCCAGAUAUCAGGUAUCCCAAGACAUCACCUAGCCAUCUGCAUCACAUCUCUGUGGACAAGCAGCUAUUACCAAAAAA
Molecule: messenger RNA, 1818 nt
Organism: Rattus rattus (black rat)
Lineage: Eukaryota; Metazoa; Chordata; Mammalia; Rodentia; Muridae
Gene: Rcor1
Product: REST corepressor 1
Biological process (GO): negative regulation of DNA-templated transcription; regulation of transcription by RNA polymerase II
Cellular component (GO): histone deacetylase complex; transcription regulator complex
Molecular function (GO): ice binding; transcription corepressor activity
Source: RefSeq, a predicted model, not a curated record